GAAUGUGUGCUUGGAUUCAGAGAGUUUUCUAUCUGAAGGACAGAGCAUCUAUGGAUGAUGGGGGUGCCAUGGUUGCUAGCACUGGAACUUGUCCUAUAUGCUGGAUCGUUCAUGUGUGGAGUGAUAACAGUUGCCUCGGUCACCAUCACACAGGGUCACUUUGCAGGACAGUGCAUCCUCUAUGGGAGUAUCUGCUUCAACAUAUCUGACCAAUCUUUGACAAUUGAAAGCUCCAGUUCUCCCUCAGUCUGCUAUUUUGUGUCAUCCAUCUCCAUGUGUGUGGCCAUUUAUUGUUUUUCCCUAAUCCUCUACUGGAUCUAUGCAAGCGUUGUCAACGAUUAUGUGUCUGUCAGGAGAAGUGUGUGGCUCAGUGUGUCUCUGUGGAUGUGUGGACUCCUCCUACUUUUUCUCUUGAUGUCAGGGUGUAUUUUGAAGAUUGGUAGAGACAACCUGUGUCUCUCUGUCCUUCACAACAACUCCUCCUUCAGCAGUUGUAAGGACGCACAGAAUAUGACAUGGUCGAAUCCCUAUAUAGGAAGUGAAUUUUACGUACAACUGUACAGUGCUGAGAAAUCCGUGUGGGUGAGUUUCUUCUUCUGGCUGUUAGUUGUGGCAGUUGUGGUGGUGCAGAGACGGCAGGCCCUUAAUGAAGAGGGCCAAUGGAGCUGUGAUGAAACCGAGCCUUUCCUCCACCGCCGGGCUCAAGUUCUGUGAACCUCACCACACACUAACACUUCAACAUGUGGCAUAGAACAUUGAUGACUGACUAGAGGACAUGUCCAAGAGAAAUUGUGAGAACUGAUAAUUGUGAAAUAACUGAUAACCCUAUUUGUAUUUGUAUUUGUAUUUGAUGAAUUUGUCAAAUAUUUUGUUAAAAAUCUCAUAUGAACUAGUGAAAAUGAGCAUUAUCCUAGAUAUGUCCAAGCAAAUGUAAUUGUUGUCACAAUUUUUAUCUUUAAAGAUUGUAAGGAUAUACUUAUCUAAAUACUAUAUUAACCAAACUAGUUUACACCACUAAGGGUUUCUGAGGUACAUUGUGACAGUGAAAUGAUUUAACCUCCAAACAUCUUUUUUGGUUUUGCUAAGCAUUUAGAUUUCUUGCCAGAAACUAUUGAAAUAAUUGAAGACUAAGUAAGGAGUGUAACAUUCACAACCAGUUAUACGUUGCAGUUUGUAAUUUUCAGAGCCCGCACCUGCCUGCAAGUUGAUUUGUAAUCGCAGUUAAAAUCAUUAACAAGAAUUUCCCCAUU
Tachysurus fulvidraco (yellow catfish) is the source of this 1250-nucleotide messenger RNA. It is a transcript of the gene tmem179bb, whose product is annotated as transmembrane protein 179Bb. The coding region runs from base 55 to 714 and encodes 219 amino acids. The record is from RefSeq and is a predicted model, not a curated record. The transcript is spliced from 5 exons. NCBI's taxonomy places the organism in Eukaryota, Metazoa, Chordata, Actinopteri, Siluriformes, Bagridae.